Messenger RNA from Cyanidioschyzon merolae strain 10D, 2766 nucleotides. RefSeq names its product probable ATP-dependent DNA helicase RecQ. The record is from RefSeq and is a predicted model, not a curated record. The coding region runs from base 1 to 2766 and encodes 921 amino acids. Gene Ontology annotation, cellular component: cytoplasm; nucleus; chromosome. Lineage: Eukaryota; Rhodophyta; Bangiophyceae; Cyanidiales; Cyanidiaceae. Gene Ontology annotation, biological process: double-strand break repair via homologous recombination. The transcript has a single exon. Gene Ontology annotation, molecular function: four-way junction helicase activity; zinc ion binding; nucleic acid binding.
AUGGAGCCGGCGCCGGGCCCUCAAGUCGUCACCACUCCAGCGGUCCGAGUGACAGCACCGCCCCCGACUUUCGGUCGAUUCCAAACGAAGAAGAAGAGAAAGCGAGCUUUGGCGCGACCGAAUGAUGCUCGAGCCGGUUUCGCACAGCGACGUCGUCGCGGUGAGCAUCGAACUGGCUUGUGGGCGGGCCGCUCCAGGUGGAGUCACCCGCUUCGGCAAGCUACAUGCGUUGAUGACUCGCUUGCGGAUCCAGAACGGGCCACACUCACUGCGGAGGAUGUCGCCGAUUGUCCCUGGCAACCCGAUGGACAACAAGUUCCAUUGGAUCCACCGGUUUGCCGCGAACAUAACCAACCGUGCAUACGGCGUGUCUCGCGGGGCUACGGCGGCCGGAUCCAACGAGCGUACUACGUUUGUGGGCAGCGUCCUCGCUGCUCGUUCUUUCUAUGGGAACACGUCCAUCGACUCCAGUGUCAAGCGGCAACCAGCUGGUUACUCGAGUCCGCCCCGCAGCCUUCAUGUGAUAUAUCGAUGCUGCGACAGUGCGAGCGCGCACCAGCCCUCUAUCAAGUCUCUGAAUCUUCCGAUUUUCGGAGUCCGGUCCCAGAGCUCAUGCCUGGACUCGAGCUGCGGAGCGAGCAGUCCGAGGCUCUGCAACACCUGCUCCGCGGCGAGUCCGUACUCUUGGGUAUACGGCCUGGAAGCCGUAGGUCCAUGAUUUACGAGCUCUACGCUGCGCUCACCAGCGGAACUGUUCUGGUGUGCGAGCCCUUUCGAUCACUUAUCCGCGAGGCACUCGAAAACUUGCCGUCCCAGUUGCCUGCCGCUGAGAUCACCAACAAUGGCUUCAAGACCGCAUGCGGCUUCCAGUCUCUAGAGGCAACGCAAAUAGGUGCGUACAAAGUGCUCUUCUGCACGCCGGAACGCCUCUGCCAGCCCCAGGUGCAGUCGUUUGUUGAGCAUCUGCAUCCGAGCGCGGUCGUGCUUGACGAAGCGCACCUGCUGCUCCCGUGGAGCGCCAUGUUCAGGCCGUCCUAUUGGCAGAUCCAACCGCUGCUGAAACAACAUCUCGCCGCCGAUACUGGAUGCGUCCUGCUCGCACAGACCGCAACGCCAACACCAGCAGUACGAGCCUGCCUUGCCACCGUCGUAUCCGGAGCAUUGGUUGAGGCGCUACCUCCAAAGAGCGACUUGGUGCCUUCGAAGCUGCACUUUAGCUUUUCGACACCCGUUGAUCGAUACCGCACGCUCGUUCGAAUGCUCAGCAAAGACGAACAGUGGACAGGUCCUGUGCUCAUCUACGUUUCGCGACAGCGCGAUGCAGAUGCACUUGCAGCCUGGCUCCAAAACCACUUGAUAGACGCCCGCAGCUAUCACGCGGGACUCAACCCCGAACAGCGCCGCAAAGUUGAAGAAGCAUUUCGCCAGCAUCAUUGUCGCGUGGUUGUUGCCACCAGCUCGUCCGCAUUGCGAACGCUCGCACCCGCCGCUUGCUGCACAGUCCACUGGAGCAUUCCGAACAGCAUCGAGGACCUUUUGCAGCAGACAAGUUGUGCUGGCAAAGACCGCUCGAGCGCCUUCAGUCACCUGUUCUACGAUGCAGCCGAUACAGAGCGUUUGCGCGCGCUCGCUCUCGCCGAGCAGGUAGAGCCGGCCCUGAUUCGCAAACUUGUACGCAGUCUCGUUGCGAGCGUCGUUGUUACCUCGGAAUCCUCUCAUCCUGGCAAUGAAGGCGCUGCGGAGCGCUUUACGCUCCUCGACCUCGCUACACUACAGAAUACCUUGGACAUUCCAGCAACGAUCCUGGAACAACUCAUCAUUCGAUUCACUGUCAUUGCCGGGGAGGCGCUUUCCACGGUAGGCGCAGCGCCGUGGAGAGCACGCCAACGCGUGCCCACAACGCUACGCAUCACAUUGCAUCAAGCUGUAUCCUGUUUGCCAGAGGAUAUUCGGAGCUUCUGCCAGGAGCUGGUGCGCCUUUCCGCAGCCGAGGCUCCGCAUCGCUUGCGCCACCCGAGCAUCUGUAACGUUCGUCUCGACGCUGUCUCACAGGCGCUCUCUAUGUCGCCCUUUGAGGUGCUCGACCGCUGCAGCCGUCUACAGUACCAAGGCAUCAUCACGAUGCAAACAAUUGGCGAAUGUCUCGUGGUAUGUCAUUCUGGUCAGCCGCCGCCGCCGCCGCUUGCCACGCAAGUCCGAGCCUGGACGGAUGCGCUGGUGGCGGAGCGCCUCGCGCACCAGCGCGCGUUCCUCGAACGUCUCGAACAGAUGGAACUUCUAGCGCGCGCCGUGCUGCAACUUGGACGAACUGAGGCUUGUUCUAGCCAGAUAGAAGCGCAUUUUCGCGAAUGGGUGGAUCACUACUUUCGCACUGGGCAGCUGCCGCCUGCCUGCGUUGCCAUCUCAUCGCCUCGUACUCCAGUGUCUGCGCAUACCGGUCUGGCCAACGACCACGCACUCUUGAUGGCCGACAUUCGCGCCCUACUGCAUUCGCUAUAUCGAAGUGGACAGGAAAUGCACGCGGAACAGGACCUAUGCACACCACCGCGCAUUCCGUGCACCGCCCUGCAGAUCACGCGUAUACUGCAGGGCAUAGGGAGUCCGGGUUUCCCGGCGACGCGCUGGAAAACCUUUCCUUUCUGGGGGAAAUAUGUGCAUGCAUCUUUUGCAUACAUCCAGGAAACCGUCGAACACGUUCUUCAGCGCCUACUCUCCCAGGAAGACGCGUUUACCCCUGCCAACCGCGCGGAAGCUGAUCCUCCGUAA